Molecule: messenger RNA, 2190 nt
Organism: Drosophila teissieri
Lineage: Eukaryota; Metazoa; Arthropoda; Insecta; Diptera; Drosophilidae
Gene: Ctr1A
Product: high affinity copper uptake protein 1
Exons: 7
Coding region: 262-969 (235 amino acids)
Biological process (GO): copper ion transmembrane transport
Cellular component (GO): membrane
Molecular function (GO): copper ion transmembrane transporter activity
Source: RefSeq, a predicted model, not a curated record
GCGCUCUGUUAAAUAAAAAAAACAUAUGUUUGCAAUUAAUUCAUCAACAAUCGUGCGAACAAGUUGUCUGCGGGCGGACGGUGCGCAUUUUCUUUUAUUAUUAUUUAUUUCCUUUCCGCAGGAAGUAAACUAGACAUUCCGUUGAGUUCGUCACUUAAACCGGCGUUACAACACACAUACAUUGUUACAACUCGAGCAAAUUGCCCGCCAAUUGCAUCAUUAAUCGCAGAUCCACAGUAAGAAGUCGGUUAACCAGCAGCUAUGGACCACGCCCAUCACAGUGCGCCCGGUGUUGAUCACUCCAUGCAUCACGAUCAUGCGGGCAUGCACCACGACCACAGCGGCAUGGCUGCGGCGACGGCGUCUCCAUCGCUUCCCGGUUCCAUGAUCGACUUGAUCCCCGACACCAGCGAUUUGCAGGCGAGUCACGGUGCCCACAACCAUGGCGGUGGCUCUGGCACCGGAAUGGAGCACAUGAUGCCAAUGGCGUUCCACUUUGGCCACAACGAGACGAUCCUGUUCUCCUGGUGGCACAUCGAAACGGUGGCCGGUUUGGUCGGCUCCAUGAUCGCCAUCUUCCUGCUGGCCCUGAUGUACGAGGGACUGAAGUACUAUCGCGAGUAUCUGUUCUGGAAGACGUACAACCUGCUGGAGUAUCGACCCGUGACGGGGCCCCAAAGAAAUCCGGAGGCACCGCGCAUACCAUCGCCGGCAGCGGCAGCUCCCUCGCCCGUGCAAUACGUGGGCGAAGUUGUGCACAAGCAACCACCUUCGAUGCUGUCGGUGAACCACCUGCUCCAGACGCUGCUGCACGUGCUCCAGGUGACCUUGUCCUUCCUGCUCAUGCUGAUCUUCAUGACGUACAACGUGUGGCUCUGCCUGAUGGUCGUACUGGGCGCCGCCGUUGGCUACUUCCUCUUCUGCUGGAAGAAAUCGGUAAUCGUGGACGUCACCGAGCACUGUCACUAACAGAGGACGACUCCCGGUAGCCUCAGCCGCCGUUGUCUUACAGAGAUGGAAAUGGAUCUGGAGCUGGAGAUGGAGACGGGGGCGGAGGCGUUGGAGGAGCAGCUAUUCAUCUAAAUGAAAGGCGGAGGCGUUGGUGCUAAGCUGGGAACCCAGGAAGCUCUCAUCCCCACAGGAAAACACACACUUCAACACACCCUGCAGCACUUGCUAUUCUCUAGGUAUUAGCCUAUAAACUAUAAAUCCAAUCCCAUGCUGGCCGUAAACGCUGCAACCGCUGCAACCGCGGCAUCGUUUACAAUCUUUAUAUACAGAUAUCAAGAUCAACUAUGUAGGACUAUGUCUAUCUGCUGUCCGUAAAGAAAGUGUAAUUUAUGCAAGAGAACAAAUUGAGCGACUGGCUAGCGAAUUGUAUAAAAGUUAAGCAAUGCAAAAAUGACUUUUUUUUCUAUUGGUACUCAAUCUAUGUUCGCAGGAUUCCCCCAAAAGCAAAUAUAUUUUUUUUUGAUCAUUACUAAUAUACACCAUUUUGUAACCCUAUUAUACGAUUAUGAUUAUUAUUAUUUGGUAAUAAACUCCAUUCUUUUUUAUAUAUACAUAUAUAUAUAUAUAUUUAUACAUCACUUUGGUUUGUUAGCCCCACGAAAGACAACAUUGUUAAGUUUGGCUUCCUUGUGAAAUGUUGACUAGGCCGCGGCGAAUGUUGUAAGGCUUGAAUGUGUGCUGCAACAGUGCGUUUCACACGUGUAAUUUGGUUAUGGAAACGAUUGUAGAUUAUAGACACCGAUCAACUCCAGCUGGAAUGGUUGGCAUUGAAUUAUGCUUGCAUUUACGUGUUGUUCAGACAACUGAUAUUACUUUAGGCUCGAAAACUGUUACUGUAUUAUGCAAUUAACUUUAAAGUGCACCCCUCUCCACCCAUCCCACUUCUGAUUGUAAAUUGUCUGUUUUUAUUUUAAAUUGACUGUCCGCAAAAACAGGCGUUCGAGUCGUACAAUUUUUGCUCAACCCGAAAAUGGCUGUUGUGUGAAUUGCGUUCCUAAAAUGAAUGGAAUGAAUCCGAACUACAUGCUGCCUUACUGUCCCGAAACGCACUGUGACCAGCAUACGUUCAGCGACUCCAUUGAAGUGCGUAAAUAGAUGUUGUAGAUAUUAAACUUAAUGCAAAUACAUACAGUACAGCGACAACAAAUUUAUAAAUACUAUUAAUAUUAAAUCUAUCUA